AUGGCUAAAUAUAUCUCAGCUUGUUCAUAUUUUAUAAAUGAUCAAUCAGAAUCAGAAAAUUGGAUGUACAAUGAUGAUGAUGAUGAUAAAAUGAUUAAUUUUAAUAAAAUAAUGGAUGAAGUUCAAGAAUGGAGUGAUAGAAAUAAUAAAUAUGAAAUUCGUUAUACAUUAACACAUAAUCUUCUUUUAAUGGGAAAAACUCGAACAGGAAAAACAACCAUUGCUAAAGUUAUUGAAAAUCCUUGUUAUAUUCCACCAGAUGCAAAACUUUAUUCUGAAACCAAACAAGUAACUAUUCAUCCAGUUGCAACAACAUUAAAUAAUAAUAAUAAUAUAAUUUAUUGUUUUAAUAUAAUUGAUACUCCUGGAUUAUUCGAUAAAGUUAAAUAUGAAAAUAGAUCAUUAACAAAUAAUAAAAUAAA
Messenger RNA from Adineta steineri, 422 nucleotides. NCBI's taxonomy places the organism in Eukaryota, Metazoa, Rotifera, Eurotatoria, Adinetida, Adinetidae. The record is from the annotation of a GenBank genome assembly.